CUCCCCCCCUCCCCCCCUCCCUCGCGCCUCCCUUCACCACCACCCGCCCAUUCCCGAGUCACCCACCAUCUGCGCAACUUGUCACUCCCUGGCUCUGCCCCAGAGGCGCCUGCGCGCCCAGGCUCAACAUUCUUCCUGAGCCUGCUCUCAGCCGCUCUCUGGACCCACCAUGGCAGAGCCGCCGGACGAGGUGGCCAACUUCCUGGCUGAAUAUGCUGAUGUCAUUGCGCUCCUAGACGCUGAACCCCCCUUGGACCUUGGCAAUGACAACAACUACAACAACAACAACAACCCGCCAAGCGGGUCCGGCUCGGACUCCGAUUUCGAAGUCUUGGAGGAAGCGCCGCCGCAUCUGCGCCGCGCUAACCCUCCUGCCAGUCCCAUCAUGGUCUUGAGUGACGAUGAAGACGGCGAGGAAGGUAAUGACCUUCAACCUCGCGCUCACAAGCGCGCCGCGAGAGGAAGCAUCGAGCUCCUCGACGAGCCACCCAAGUCCAAGCAGCGCGUAGACGACCUGGAGCAGCCCCUCGCUGGACCCUCGAAAGUUUCCGACUUCGACGCGAUCGUUACAGAUGUCAAGUACCUUAUUCCCGUGGUGCUCGAAGUCAUCCCCGACUUAUGCACUGCUUGGGUGCGAGAGAAUCUCGAGCACCAGAUCGAGUCCUUAAAGGACCACAUGGUCACCCCAGGCCAAGAGGCUGUCGAUCGCGUGAUCAACGCCGCCCUAGAGAUGGACCAGUACCCGCGUGAGGGGGAUGCAACGAAGGCGCAGCAGAAAGAGGACGACGAGGGUGACUACAAGGAUCGCAACUAUCGUGCAGAGUUGCGCAAAGGCAUCAAUUAUCAGCAGCGGGCAUUCGCCAUUCUCGAGGACGUGCACAAUACUGUCCCCAUCCAGUUCAUUCGUGCGGCUUGGAAAGAGCAAGGCGGAAUGCAACUUGUUCCUACUUACAUCUUCCUGCACGGCCUUGCCACCACACCCAACAAACCGUACAGAGAGUUGAAGCGGGCACGGACCGGCAAGGGCAGGAUGAAUAUCCCAAUCCUCGAUGGUGACCAAGCCGAGGGCUGUCAGGAAUUUCAUCGCGAGUAUAGGUUUCUCAAGCAGCUCAUGGCGGAGGCUGUAGAAAGGGAGCAGAGGGAGCUCGCCAACACGGCGGCGAAACGAAAGCAGGAGGCUGAUCGUGAAGAGCGCCGCCAGCGGGCCAUCACCGCUGGCCAAAGCAGAGAAUGCGGCUGCUGCUUUGACCAAGAGGCCUUAGAGGACCUGGUCGCGUGCCCAGAAGGCCACAUGUUCUGCCGCACCUGUGUGGCGUCGCUGGCCGAAAACAAGCUUGGCGAGCACCAGAUAGAUAUCAUCUGUAUGGACAUGUCACAAUGUGACGCGCCUUUCUCAGAUGCCGUAUUGGCCGCUGUCUGCGGAGAACAGACUAUGUCGCUUUACCACCGACUGCGACAGAUGAAAGACCUCGAGAUGGCUGCCAUCGAUGGCCUCGAGAGUUGUCCACACUGCCCAUUCGCCAUGGUAAUUGACAACCCGGACGAAAAGCUGUUCCGAUGCCACAACCCUGCCUGCAGCAAGGUGACAUGCCGCAACUGCAAGCGCCCAGACCACAUCCCCAAGCGUUGCGAGGAGAUGGAGCAAGAAUUCAAAUUGGACAAACGCCACGCAGUCGAGGAGGCAAUGAGUGCUGCACUCAUGCGACGCUGCCCAAAGUGUUCCAAAGCUUACCUGAAAGAGUCGGGCUGCAACAAGAUCACUGUGAGUCGACUAUCACUGCACUGAGCUGACGUCUGUGUCAAACUUGUCGUACUGUCAGCUGCUAUGUCUGUCAGAAAGCAAUCCCUGAGGGCUACGCGCAUUUUGAUCAAACGCCUGCUGGUGCUCGGCGGCCCGCUGGU
Molecule: messenger RNA, 1902 nt
Organism: Cutaneotrichosporon oleaginosum
Lineage: Eukaryota; Fungi; Basidiomycota; Tremellomycetes; Trichosporonales; Trichosporonaceae
Biological process (GO): proteasome-mediated ubiquitin-dependent protein catabolic process; protein linear polyubiquitination
Cellular component (GO): ubiquitin ligase complex
Molecular function (GO): ubiquitin-protein transferase activity; ubiquitin binding
Source: RefSeq, a predicted model, not a curated record